This is a messenger RNA of Gasterosteus aculeatus aculeatus (three-spined stickleback), 1607 nucleotides long. RefSeq names its product solute carrier family 25 member 53. The record is from RefSeq and is a predicted model, not a curated record. NCBI's taxonomy places the organism in Eukaryota, Metazoa, Chordata, Actinopteri, Perciformes, Gasterosteidae. Gene Ontology annotation, cellular component: mitochondrion. Gene Ontology annotation, molecular function: NAD transmembrane transporter activity.
GGGGCGGGCCAAUCAUCUGCAGUGUCACGACAAUUUCUGUCCGUAUUAGGAACGGAACACAAAGGUGUCGCGUAGAGACGAAUAAAACACGUUGUAGGUACAGUGAGGGAAAACAAAAGGGCGCAUGUGCUGCCUUCGCCUUCAAAGCAGUUGCUGUGGAAAUUGGGCAUUUCGCGCUAUAUAUUUUGUGUUUUUUAUUAGUCUACUGAUCACUGGGAUGGCAGGAAGCCCUGACAACAAACAAGACGGCGGUGGCCCCCGGGAUCAAAUGGUUCGUUUCCACAGCUACUUGCACGGAGGGACCUCCAGCUUGCUGAGCACCCUACCCACCCUCAUUGUCUUCCCCGUCUAUAAAACAGUCUUCCGUCAACAAAUCCACAACACCCCUGUUCGCCAGGCUGUGGCACAGCUCAUCAAAGAGGGACCUGCAAAACUCUACAGGGGUGUGGCCCCACCAUUACUAAUGAGGACCCUGAAUGGCACGCUGCUGUUCGGCCUCCAGGACACCCUACUCCGCCUGCUCUCCCCGUCAUCCAGAAAUGCCCCGUUCACCUCGGCCCUGCCUGCUCUGGCUGGGUUUGGUGCAGGAAUGGUGGAAGCUGUGGUCUUUACCCCCUUUGAGCGUGUCCAAAAUGUGUUGCAGAACAGCCAGAACGACCGCCGCCUACCCACCGCGAAGAGCGUUCUCGUCAGGCUGGGGGCACACGGGCUGGCCUCAGGCUACUACAGAGCCUUGCUGCCCAUCACAGCCCGCAACGCUCUCGGCAGCUCCAUCUACUUUGGCUUAAAGGGGCCGUCGCGUGCUGUCGUGGAGGCACAGGGGCUUUCUCCGGGGGUUUCCUCUUUCAUCUCGGGGACGCUGACCUCCAUGGCCGUCAGCUUGACUCUUUACCCGCUGGCUGUGCUAGUGGCCAACAUGCAGAAACAGGUGGGAGGUGAGGUGAAAGGGGUCGUGGCGUGUUGGCGGAUGCUGUGGGAAUCUCGGCAGAAGAAGGUUUCUCUGCUGUACAGAGGAGGUUCACUGGUUAUUUUGAGGUCAUGCAUUACAUGGGGAAUCGCCACUGCUAUCUACGACAGGCAGCAGAAACGUUCAGGCUGAAAAAACACCAGUAAACAAUUGUUUGUAUUGUUUAUCGUUACGACAAACAUUUUUUUAACGUUCUGAGAAUGUUUUUAAAAAGCAUUACUGUGAGGCCAACACACAAGAACUUGCAGUAGCAAGUUCAAAAGACUACUGCCAGGACUGAGCUGGAGACCACGUAUUGAAACACCAAAGUUAAUAAAUACCUUUAUAUUAUAAAUAUGGGGAUGGUGAAUCAGGUGCUUUGCAUUCGUAUUGUCAUAAUGGGGUUCGGUUUACUGAUUAUUUGACCAGUUUAACUCAUCAAAGUAUGUUUACCUAUCAUAUGACCUGUUCAGGUUGAGUAAUGGACCAAUAUAAGGAACUAAAGGUCAGUAUAAGCUUCUGCUUUGAUCUUAUACCAAAUCCCUGUAAUUACUGCCUGAAUGACGGUGGAUGCAUUUUAUGGUGUAUUGUCAAGACAUUUUUUACCUGAAUGAAAUUUUGCAUGUGAAUUGACAUACUGGAAAAAAGUAUGAUUGGCCUU